AUGGAUUCCGAUACUCUCGACCCGAAGACAAUCGAGUUGGUCCUUCCCAGUUUUGCCUUGCUGCGACACAUUCCAGUCUCAGUAUUGUUUGCCGCUUUCGUUGUCGCAGUUUCCGUAUACCUGCCACGCUUCAGAUACAAGUCGCAGCUGGAGAAAUUUCCACUCAUUCUAGAGCAUCUGAGCGGCGAACAGCGGCGAGCAAAGUUUCUCGCUGGAGCAAAAGCGCUCUACAAAGAUGGCCACGAGAAGUUCAGAGGAGUAGCGUAUAGAAUGCAGACUCUAGAUGAGAUGCAAAUCGUCCUUCCUAUCUCCAUGUUGUCUGAACUUCGAAAGGCUCCUGAGGAUGUUUUGUCUUUCUACGACAUGUUUUCCAAAGUUGUCGAUACAAUCAAGAGAGAUCUUACCCCCAAGCUAACGAAAAUCACCUCAAAUAUUUGCAAUGAGGUAGAUGCAGCGCUGGACACAUACCUCCCAUCUCACAAUGAGUGGACAGAGAUUAAUGUCUCAAAAACCGCUUUGGACAUUAUUGCCAAAGUGUCAGCUCACCUCUUCAUUGGCGACAGUGUUGCCAACGAACCAGGUUAUCUGGACUGUACCCAAAACUUCACUGUGCACCUAGGCGAAGCUACCAAAGCGAUCAAAGAAACACGAGUGUGGCUUAGACCCUUUCUAGCGCCCCGACUCCCGGCGGUGAAGCGCCUUCUUGAGACGAGAAGAAAUCUGAGAAAUUACGUUAAGCGUGUGAUUGAAGAGCGAGAGGCCAAGAGCAAAGAUCCAGAUUGGGUUCCACCGGAAGACAUGAUGCAAUGGCUUCUCAAUCGAACUGACAGGCAAAAGGACACACUGGAGGACUGCACGGCCGCGCAAAUCCUUCUUAUCCUGGGGACCAUCAAUGCAUCCAUGCAGACAUUGAUUGCCAUCCUGCAUACGCUAGCCGUCACUCCCGAGUAUGUUGAGCCGCUCCGAGAAGAGAUUCGAAACACUUUGAAUAGCGACGGAUCCAUUCCCGUCAGUUCAAUGAAGGAGUUUAGCAAGAUGGAUAGUUAUUUCAAGGAAGUCGGCAUGCAUUUCCCCGUCAUCAUAGAACCUUAUUUCCGCCGGGUUCGCAAGGGCUACACUCUGUCCAACGGACAGUACCUACCUGCUGGCGUGCCCAUUGUGAUAAUAAACCCACUUAUCACGGACUCCAAGUACGAUGCCUUUGACGGCUUCCGACACUACAACCUGCGCGAAAGCAGCGCACAAAAGGACAAGCCGCAGCAUCGAUGGCUGAUUGCUAAUGAAACCGAGUUUCGAUGGGGCUAUGACAACCAUGUGUGUCCUGGCAGAUUCUACGCGCAUAAUUUACUCAAGAUUAUCCUUGCCAGACUGAUUGAGAAGUACGAUAUCAAGAUGCCUGGAGGUGUCACAGGUUUAGAAGCUAGGUAUAAGAUGGUUGAGCAUGGUAAUGUUGUUAUGGAACCAAGGGAUAAGCCUCUGAUGAUUAGGAGAGUGAAGAGCCAGGCAUGA
Messenger RNA from Exserohilum turcica Et28A, 1509 nucleotides. RefSeq lists its product as uncharacterized. Gene Ontology annotation, molecular function: monooxygenase activity; iron ion binding; oxidoreductase activity, acting on paired donors, with incorporation or reduction of molecular oxygen. The coding region runs from base 1 to 1509 and encodes 502 amino acids. The record is from RefSeq and is a predicted model, not a curated record. Lineage: Eukaryota; Fungi; Ascomycota; Dothideomycetes; Pleosporales; Pleosporaceae. The transcript has 6 exons.